Messenger RNA from Leptidea sinapis, 1287 nucleotides. It is a transcript of the gene SelT, whose product is annotated as thioredoxin reductase-like selenoprotein T homolog CG3887. The coding region runs from base 127 to 735 and encodes 202 amino acids. The transcript is spliced from 3 exons. Gene Ontology annotation, cellular component: endoplasmic reticulum membrane. Gene Ontology annotation, molecular function: thioredoxin-disulfide reductase (NADPH) activity. The record is from RefSeq and is a predicted model, not a curated record. Gene Ontology annotation, biological process: cell redox homeostasis. Lineage: Eukaryota; Metazoa; Arthropoda; Insecta; Lepidoptera; Pieridae.
UUCGUGAACUUUGCUUUUAGUAAUUACUGUUCGAGAUAUAUGUGCUUAUUUUGUAAUAUCUAAAAACUAAUUCAAUUAAUGUGCAGGCCAGUUAUUGGUGAUAUCAGUUGUGAUUAUUGAGUUAAAAUGGUUUUUAUUAGAAAUAGUUGUGUAACUGUUAUUUCUUGUAUAUUUCUAUGUUUCAUAUUAUCUUCAAAUAACUGCGUCCUAGGCAAUGAAAAUAAUGCUGAAAGUAUCACCAAGAUUGGGCAAGGAGUUGGUCAUAUAAUGAAUAUUUAUUAUUGUUAUUCAUGUGGAUAUAGAAAAGUAUUUGAUGAUUAUGCCGGUAUUAUACAACAAAAAUAUCCUGAAAUCUCCGUAAUUGGAGCUAACUAUGAUCCUCCAGGAUUAAACAUGUAUAUGUCGCGUCUAAUUGGCUUCGGAAAGAUGAUAGUAAUAAUGUGUAUACUAAGUGGAGUAAAUAUAUUUGCAUGGCUCAACAAACCACAACCAGGAUGGUGGAGCUGGUGCCUUGAAAAUAAGCUUUACGCUUGCAUGAUGAUGUUCUUCUUGGCCAACAUGAUUGAAGGUCAAUUGGUUUCAUCGGGAGCAUUUGAAAUAUCUCUCAACAACAUUCCACUGUGGUCUAAAUUGGAGACAGGAAGAAUUCCACAGCCACCAGAAUUAUUUCAAAUUAUUGACAAUACAUUGCAAUUUUCAAAAAUGGAAAUGCCAAAUAAUAAUUAUGGACAGUAAUAAUGGGAUACAAUGCCCAAGUGAUUUAUUUUCCUUUUUUGUAUUGGAUGUAAUUCCAGAAAAAUGUUCCAAACCACAAUCAUGUUGAAAUUGAGUUAAGAACACAAAACUGGUCACGUGAUUCACAUUAACGGACUGACUAAAAAAUGGCAGCCCUACUGGCAUUCUUUAAAUGACAUCAUGACUAGUAGCCCAACCCACAAGUAGGGAAUACACUAUUACUUAUUAAACUUAUGAAUUCGUUAAAAUGUGAUGUUUGUGGCUUGAAACGUUUUUCAGUAACUAUUUCCUAUUGUAUUAGCAAUAAUGUAAGUUGAUUACCAGUUAGUGUGAUAUAAUAAUUGUAAAAUUUAUUUCUGUGCUGAUAGUGUUUGCUAUUGCAAAAUAAAAUCUUCUGUUAUUCAGACUAUCUUAUCAUAUGAUUCAAACUUCUCCUGAUAAACUAUGUUAGAUUACAUGUUUCAAUUGUUGAAAUAGAUCUAGUCAGGUGAUGUGUAAUGUUUGCAAUAACUGGUGGUUAAAUAAAACUAUUUUCGAGCAUUUUUUUUUUCA